CUGAGGUUUGGACCAAAAAGAGUUGACAUUCUGUUUAUAACCUUUUCAGACAACUUCUGAUAUUCACUUUACACUAACAAUACUGAGAAGGUGUCAAUCUUGAAACAAAUUUGAUCAGCGUUGCAAAAAAGAAGAAGCUGAAUUAAAGAAAAUGAAUGGUUUUACAUAUCUGACCAGAUUUCUUAGUAGCCAUUCUUCUUACUCUAGACUUCUGCUUCUCUCUUCUGUCAGUACUGGAGGUCUAUUGGUAUAUGCAGAAUCGAACGUAGAGAGCAGAAAACAAGUCGUCGAAGAGAAUCAAUCAGUAUCAGCGAAGAAGAGAGUAGUGGUGCUUGGAACAGGAUGGGCUGGUACCAGCUUCCUAAAGGAUCUUGACAUUUCUUCAUAUGAUGUUCGAGUGGUUUCGCCGCGUAAUUAUUUUGCAUUUACACCACUGUUACCUAGUGUCACAUGUGGAACAGUUGAGGCACAAAGUAUCGUUGAGCCAGUUCGGAACAUAAUAAAGAAGACAAGUGGAGAAAUUCAGUUUUGCGAAGCACAAUGUCUAAAGAUUGAUCCAGAGAACAACAAAGUAUUUUGCCGCUCCGGUAUCAAUGAUAAUUUGGUGGGACAUAAUGAUUUCUCCCUACAAUAUGACUAUUUGAUCAUAGCAGUGGGAGCUCAAGUAAAUACUUUUAACACUCCGGGUGUCAUGGAACAUUGCCACUUUCUAAAGGAAGUGGAAGAUGCUCAAAGGAUACGGAGGACUGUAAUAGAUUGUUUUGAGAAAUCUGUCAUUCCCGGCCAAACUGACGAAGAGCGAAGAACAAACCUCCAUUUUGUUAUAGUUGGCGGGGGUCCAACUGGAGUGGAAUUUGCUGCUGAGCUACACGACUUUGUUCAUGAGGACUUAGUAAGAAUAUAUCCAUCAGUUAAGGAUUUAGUGAAGAUCACACUUAUCCAGUCUGGAGAUCAUAUCCUGAAUACAUUUGAUGAAAGAAUAAGCUCAUUUGCUGAACAGAAAUUUCAAAGAGAUGGAAUUGAGGUUAUGACAGGUUGCCGCGUCAUUAGUGUCUCUGAUCAUUUUAUCAGCAUGAACGUAAAAUCUACAGGAGAACAUGUUGAAGUACCCUACGGAAUGGUUUUAUGGUCAACUGGAGUUAGUACCCGACCAUUUGUGAAGGAUUUUAUGGAACAAAUUGGCCAGGGUAAAAGACGCGUUCUAGCAACUGAUGAAUGGUUGCGAGUAAAGGGAUGUAACAAUGUUUACGGACUUGGUGAUUGCGCCACUGUAGAUCAACGUAAAAUAAUGGAAGACAUUUCUGCGAUUUUUAGAGCUGCGGAUAAGGAUAAUAAUGGAAGUUUAUCAGUUGAGGAAUUCCAAGAUGUCCUGGAAGACAUAAUUAUUCAUUAUCCUCAAGUGGACUUGUAUCGGAAGAGCAAACAUUUGUUAGAGGCGACAGACUUACUCAGGGAUUCAAAGGGAAAUAAAAGAGAGGAGGUAGAUAUUGAAGGGUUUAAGUUAGCCCUUUCUCAUGUCGAUUCACAGAUGAAGAGUCUACCUGCCACUGCUCAGGUUGCUGCUCAACAAGGUACGUAUCUUGCUGGUUGCUUUAACCGUUGGGAGCAAUGCAAAAGUAAUCCUGAAGGCCCCCGCCAUUUCAAAAGUUCUGGUCGUCAUGAAUUUUUACCCUUCCGGUAAUAGCUUAACCUUCUCGGACCUUUCCUUUUCAUAUUGUCCUAGCUUGUUACAUGUAAGCAUACUGGGAAAACUAACUGCUAUUUUCUUGUUACACUUCUAUACAUGGCUCGUGCUAUUUUUUCCAAAUCCUCUAUGGGGGAUGAAACUGAAGUAUGACCAGAAUUUUGUUCUCUACAAAUUGGUCUUGCAUACAACAGAAGUUUUGUUAAGAACACAUUUAUGUUCCUUAAGAAAAGAACAGAAAUGUGGUCCCGUCCCUCUAUCUGUAUUGGGAAAAAUUGAGUUUACAUAUUAAAGUGGAAUAAAGAUGACGUGUCAAGACACGUAGACUAGUGAAAGAGUUACAGCUGGCAAAGAGACACGAGUUGCAACAGAUACGAGCAAAGACAAAGGAAGAGGCACGGGCAGAUAUUCAAAGGACUCGGCGCCCGUAUCUAUUUAAGUCAUUUAGGUCCAGGAAUCAAGGGGAAUGAAUCUGACAAUAUAUGAGAGUACAUAUAUAGUAUUUAGUGAGCAUUAAAUACUGAAUACGUUAGAAAAUCUUUAUUAAAUACAAUGAUUGUGUAACGUAGCAUUAAAUGUCUUUAAUUACUCAUAAUAGCCUUAUUAUGACAAGGGCAAAACACAUAUCUCCCAAAUAGCUAUAAAAGGGAGAUAACUGAUCAAUUGUGAGGAGACGAAAUACUAUCUGAAUAUAUUGAUUUACUUGUUUUUCUUCUGAUUAUAUUAUUGCUAGCCAAAUUACUUUCUUUCAUAAAUUCUUUUGAUUAUC
This is a messenger RNA of Nicotiana tabacum (common tobacco), 2453 nucleotides long. NCBI's taxonomy places the organism in Eukaryota, Viridiplantae, Streptophyta, Magnoliopsida, Solanales, Solanaceae. The record is from RefSeq and is a predicted model, not a curated record.